Pieris brassicae (large cabbage white) is the source of this 6763-nucleotide messenger RNA. RefSeq names its product attractin-like protein 1 (gene dsd). The record is from RefSeq and is a predicted model, not a curated record. NCBI's taxonomy places the organism in Eukaryota, Metazoa, Arthropoda, Insecta, Lepidoptera, Pieridae. The transcript has 25 exons. Gene Ontology annotation, molecular function: protein binding. Gene Ontology annotation, cellular component: Golgi apparatus. The coding region runs from base 82 to 3852 and encodes 1256 amino acids.
CGUACGGAUUCUACACGACGCACCACUAUUUUCUCAAUUCCUUAAAAGUUAAUAAAACCCGUUGAAAAUGCAUUCAUCAAAAUGGUAGAGUCUUUGCAGAUGUUUUUAUUUCUUUUCAAAUCAAAAUACAGACGAAAAUGUUCUUGGUUCUCGCCAUUUCUGUGUUCAGUUUUGAUCGUGUUAUUGUUUUGUAAUGGAGUUCUUACUAAGUGUAGUGAUCACAAUUGUGUGAAAGGUGUGUGUAAAAAUGAUACUUGCGUGUGUAAUGAAGGGUGGCAGGGACCCGAGUGCCAACACUGCGGCGGUAAAAUAAAAUUAACAGAACUAUCAGGCAUCAUAACAGAUGGUGCAGGUAAUUACAGUGUAAGCACACAAUGCUCAUGGCUUAUAUCACCUCCGGUUGUGCCUUCGCCUCCCCCAAUAAGGAUACGGUUGGAAUCAUUUGCAACUGAAUGUGGUUGGGACCACAUGUAUGUGUAUGAUGGUGAUAGUGUAAGGGCUGAGAAAUUAUUGGCUGUGUUUAGUGGUGUACUUGAAGAAGGCGAGUCUGGUUGGACAAGGCAAGUUAUAGCACGCUCUGGCAGUGCACUUAUACAUUUCUUCUCUGAUGAUGCGUACGCGAUGGAGGGAUUCAACGUUACGUACGCAACGUAUUCGUGCCCGUCGAAUGAUCAUAGGACGAACUGUUCUAAUCAUGGCGAAUGUGAAGAAGGCACAUGUAGAUGCGAGGCUGACUGGAUAGGGGUAGCCUGCGAUCAUCCUCUUUGUCCUGACAACUGUAAUGCUGAAUAUGGUUCAGGGCAAUGCACUCCACAUGGCUGCGAAUGUACUCCUUCAAGAACUGGGUCAGAUUGCAGUAAGGAUAGUUCUCAGGGUUCUUGGGGUUGGGAGUGGAAGGAGGAGGGAGAAGGAGGAGACAGACCAGGAAAUACCCCACCAGCAGCAGCAGGACAUUCACUGUUAGUGUAUGGAGAUGACUUGUUAAGGAUCGGUGGGGAGACUUUCUCGCAGGCGGAGUUUGUGUUCAGAUAUAAUACAGCGAAACGUGGAUGGACUACAAUGGAGGCUCGCGGGGAAAUACUGGCCCCAAGAUUCGCACACUCCUCCAUAAUCUAUGGCAACGAGAUUAUUGUCUAUGGAGGUGUUGUGGCGUCAGACGAGCCUGAUAGGGGUGGUGGUCUAGCAGGCGUAGAAGGCCGUGGUGGGGAAGUGACCAACGAAGUAUGGCGGGGUAUGAUAGAAGCGGAAUCCGUUCAAUGGCGGAAUGUCACACCCACAGCUUGCUCGCCGCAUUACAGACCGCCGCUGGGACAUUGUGGUGGUCUCCAUUUAUCGGGUCACACAGCGGUUUUAGUACAUUUGGGUAAAACCAAGAAACCAGUGAUGUUGGUAUUCUUUGGACAUUCUCCGCACUACGGUUACAUGCAUUUGGUUCAGGAGUACUACAUAGACGAAGGUAUAUGGUCAGUCGCGGUCACCCGUGGGUGGCCAGCUCGUGCUGGUUUCGGUCACACGGCCGCGUACGACGAUUUAUCACGUAGAGUGUACGUGCACGCGGGAUUAGUAUCGGAGUCAGAAGCUACUCAGGCUCCGUCAGCGGCGCUGUACGAAUACGAAAUUGAGACGCGCAUAUGGAGGCCGCUACCUUCAGCUCCCACGCCCCGAUAUUUACAUUCAGCGGUAUUUGUGGCACCAGGAGUAAUGUUAGUGUACGGCGGUAAUUCACACAACGACAGCGCAGUCGCAUCUGUAUCAAAUCCGGCGACUGCUAAGUGUUUCUCUGGGGCUGCUCUUUUAUAUGAUGUUAGAUGUCAGCAAUGGCUGCCUGCACCCAUCGGCCCUCUAUCUGCCAGAAUAGGUAGUGCAGCAUCAGUCUUACCCUUACAGGAUCGUCGAACAGCCAUCAUAUACGCCGGGUUUGACGGCCGUCUUCGUUCAGAUGCCCUAAAAUUUACUGUUGGUGAUAAGUGUUCGUCGCGCUCGGACGAAGCCGCGUGCCUCAAUACAGCGCAGUAUGGACUUGCCUGUGUGUGGAAGCAGGAUAGCUGUACUGCGAUUGAAGAAAUUGGUUGGAAGGACUCGUUCGAUAGUUCCGUGAAAGCCUGCGUGGCACCACCGGUUUUUGAUGACCGUCGAUGCGCAAGCGCAGAAUAUUGUGAGUCGUGCGCAGCCGCUAAUUGCGCAUGGUGCGGUGCGUGUAUGGCUUCCUCGCAUCACUGUGUUAGACAUUCGCAUCAGAUUGCAGUGAGUGUAGAAGAAUGCGGGUCAGGCGGCUCUGGCGGUGAGAUGUGUGCACGGUACCACUCCUGCGCAGCCUGUCACGCCCAUCUCCACAGACAUCCCCAUUUCCAGGGUUCAGAGGAGUUAAGUCAACGUGCUUGUUACUGGGACUAUGAUUCAGUUAAAUGUCGUCCGGCUAAUACUACUACGGAUAUAAGAAGCGUGGCCGCAACUAGUGGAUGUAACGCAGCGUGCGCGACGUUAACAACGUGCGCAAAUUGCACGGCCGAAGAGUGUAUUUGGUGUGCUUCUACGGGACGGUGUGUUGAUAAGAAUGCAUAUGGUGCCUCAUUUCCCCUCGGUGGAUGCCGUGCCUGGUCAACUAACGGAUGUACUUCCAACCACGUAACCGGAUGUGCUGCUCACGUAUCCUGUGCAUCAUGCAGAGCGGAACCAGCGUGUGGCUGGUGUGAUGAUGGAGCUGGAGGGGGAAGGGGUAUAUGUCUUCCGGGAGGGGAGAGACGACCACAUCAUCCACAUGUUUGUCCGCAUCGACGAUGGCACUUCACUCGCUGCCCCGCAUGUCAGUGUAACGGCCAUGCGAUUUGUGACAGUCAGAAUCGAUGUAUCCAGCCGUGUGCAGCGCGAGCUGUGGGAGAUCAUUGCGAUGUCUGUGCGCCUGCGCAUUGGGGAUCGCCACUUAACGGGGGAGUUUGUCAACCCUGUGAAUGUAACGCGCAAGCCGUCUCGUGCGCAGCGGAUACUGGUCGAUGCUAUUGCAGUACCAAGGGAUUGGCCGGAGAUCGUUGCGAUAAGUGUGAUAAUACUAACCAUUAUCACGCAGAUUUGUAUAACAAGGGGUGUUAUUACGAUCUAGCCGUGGACUACCAAUUCACCUUCAACUUAUCGAAGAAAGAGGACCGUCACCUAUCAGCGAUCAACUUUCGGAAUGCGCCCGUUAAACCUGAUGUAGACGCGGAUUUCAGUAUAACGUGCUCGGCCCACGCUCGUAUGAACCUCACUGUGCGUACGCGUACGGAUCCGGCAGAGAGAACGCUCUUCAGCGAUGUUAAUUGCACCAAUUUUAGAUAUAAGCCCUUCCAAUACAGGUUCGCGAAAUCGGAACACGCAUUCGGGGUCGAGGAUAACGUUACGCUGACAACAUUCUUCGUCUACGUAUACGACUUCCGUCCUCCGCUAUGGAUACAGAUCUCGUUCUCGCAGUAUCCAAAACUAAAUCUGCAGCAGUUUUUCAUCACGUUUUCCUCGUGCUUCCUACUGCUGUUGCUAGUUGCUGCCGCUCUGUGGAAGAUUAAGCAGAAAUACGACUUAUACAGAAGAAGGCAGCGUUUAUUUGUAGAAAUGGAACAAAUGGCUUCGCGGCCUUUUAGUCAAGUUUGUGUCGAGCUUGAGAGGGGCGGGGGAGGUGCAGGUGUUCCCGCCCCAGUAGCGUUAGAGCCCUGCAAGUGGGGCAGAGCGGCAGUACUAUCUCUACUCGUAAGGCUACCUACGGGAGGCACGGGUAGGGCUCCGCCUCUAGGCGGUCUCGCAGUGGCCUCAGCCCUUGUCACUUUGGGACACCAUCAUCAUGACCGAGCUGAUAGACCUCGGAAUCACAACCAGUGUAAAUAACAAAUGUAAGUGUACAUAUUAGGGCUCGAACACGCUCCGGAUAAUACUCAUAUGUGUAUAAACUGUGCCAGUCCAGUGUAAAGUUUAUCUUUUCUGGUUAAGCCAUUCUGAGUUAGUUUCCGUCAUAUUGGUGCCAAUUGACACGGACUAUUGCUAUCUUGCUCAUUAUACAUGACGUGUAGAGGACAGCUAUAGUUUGUUUUGCUAUAGAAUGCUAAAUACGUAUUUAGUUGAGUGUAAAGCAGCUAUAUUUAUUAUUUUACAAUAUUUAUUUAAUCAUGGUUAAGAUUUAUUGAAAUUAAAUAUUCUAAGAUUUAUCAUCUAAUAGGAGAAUCCGGGCUGAAGGACCACAAUACGGAUAUUGGUCCUUCGAUACGGAUUCCCUGAUACAAUAUUUUAUUAAAUCAAAUACGAAAUAGAUACGGUUGCUUAUAUUGUCAAGUCUGAGAUCCAUCAAUUUAUUUAAGCAAUAAUUAUAUAAAAUUUAAUAAAUUUAUUGAUACUUUAUCAUGAAUUCAACAGCCUAUGAAGUAUUUUUAACUAGUAUCAUAUUAAUUAUGUACAAUAAAAUUUUAUUUUCUGAUUGGUAGGAUUUUUAUAUUUUACAGUAGUAUGUUUGGAUAUAAAAUGUAUAUUCGAUAAGGAUGUAUAUAUCGCAUCGACUAUUAUAUUUUUAUGACUGAAGUGUAAAUCGUGUAUAAUACGGCUUAGUGAAUGCAUUUAAAUUUAGCUCAAGUAUUAGGAUUUCCGUUGGCGAAAUGUACCUUUAAUGUUUCUAUUUGAAUCCUGUAAACCAAACACCUGUUUGAGUUAUAUAACUAAGGAUUUCGAUCCUUUUAAAUAACAUUUUGAACGUUUAAAACUGUAUAAGAAAAAAUCUGAAGUAGAAUCUAUGAAAUAAAACCUUCAAAAUAUGUCUAAUUAAAUGAAAUCUUUGAAAAAUUGAUGAUCCCCUUAUCACCACUUAGGGACCGUUCAAGUAUUGCGUCACGCAAUUUUUAGUGAUUCUUGACCCCCCCCCCCUCCAUGAAACGCGCCUUAACGUUUCCUGUAUCCAAUAGUAAAACGUUUCGUGACCAACCCCAGUGAAUCUUUAUAUCUAAAACUUACUAUUAUGUGGUGUAAAGUACGGGAAAGUAUAUUAUCAGUAACGCGUAAUUCAAACAACGUAACGUUUUACAAGAGGCCCCUCCCCCCCCAAAUUCGUUACGUAAUACUUGAACGCUCCGUUAAAUGUGAUGUUACCUUUAAGCAAAAGUUAUAUAUAAUGUAACUCAUUCUGUUAAGUGAUCCCAUGAAUUAUUGUUAAAUUGAUUCAUAAAUGCAAAAAAACUUUUUCAUGCGAUUUUCUAAAUAUCAGUUCAGUAAAACAGACAGUUCUGAAUUCAACGUCCAAGGAAAAAUUUACCCGUAAAUACCUUAAUAGUGAAAUCUUACAGAAACCGUAAUUUUUCUUCAAAAGUUAUUAGGAUAUAAAAUGGGACUAAAUUGAUAUAAGAAUAAUAAAAUUUUGCAUUUAUGUUCAAAUUAAAACAGUUGAAAUUGUUAGUGUCUGGAUAUUUAGGUUCGUACAUUUGAGUGGCUUUUCUUAUUCGGAUAUUUACCAACUUUUUGUUGUAGUCAUAGAUUAUAGUUUAAGUAUUCUAUUCGUGUUUAUUAAUAAAUUUAGCUUUACAUUUUUAUAUUUUUCCCUACAUUAGAUACUGCCAGUGUACAUCACAUUGUUAUUUAACGUUGAUAUAUCUCGAAAACUAGUUAUUGAUACAUUUUUAAGGAUAUUAAAAUUUCUUAAAAAUUAUAAACAUUUUACAGCGCCUCUGCCGACUGACAAAGAAAAAUAUAUAAAGUAUUAAAAAAUGCGAAAUGUCGACAAUUUUACAUUUCGAUAUUUUAUGAUGACAGGUCCCACCAAUAUUCCAGAACAAGUGGCAUAGUACAUGUUAUGUAAAAUAAUUCAAAAAUCACUUGUGAUAUGGAAACUAGUAACUAGUGCCUGAGUAUACGGUAUUCUUAUCUGGAAUGUACAUACCUUUAUUACUAAAGUAGGUCGAAUAAGAAUAAGAAAAAGCGAAAAACAUACCAAGGUAAGGUAAUAAACCACCAAAAUUUCACUUCGUAGUUCUGCUAUGCCUAUGGUUAUGGAUAUUUUAGGAAAGAAUACCUUUAUAUACUUCCACAUGUGUCAAAAAAUCUAAAAACUUUUUUUAAAUAACAAUCACUUCAAAGAAAUAUGAAUACUUUUUAAAAGCCUUAUUGACCCCUAAAGAAGCAAGAGCUUGUCUUUGAAAAAGUAACUGAAACUAUCUAUGAUCUCCUUUCUCUCCUCUAGUUUGCGAAAUUUGAAUAAAUUUGUAAAAUGACAUGUUUUAAUACAAUUAUUGUUUGGAAAAAUUCAAUAAAAUAAAAUUUUGUUUUUAGCCACAGCCCAAUUAUAUCUGCCGGUCUGGUUAGUCUCUAUACAUAGUUGCCAAAUUAAUUUUGUGUUCAAAUAUAUAUAUUUUUAUAUAAAAUUAUUGUAUUUAGAUGUAUGAAAGUAGCUUGUUUUGAUAAUCGCUUCGAAUUUUUAUAUAAAUUGUCUUGUUAUAAAAAUUAUGAAUUUAUAUUUCACACCUUAAAUAAUACACCAAUUUUGUAUAGAAACUUAAGUUACAGUGUUAGUAGUCACUUUCAUAAUUUAGUCUUAACACUAGAUGGCGUUGUAAACAAAGGUUUUGGUAGCAGCGAGCUAGUGGCGCUAUCUUUUGAUGGUUGUCUGUAAAUGCGUACCCCACUCUUAUGUAAAAUACGUACCGUUUUCGAAAUAGACGUGUAAUUUUGUUGAAAUUAAAAUAAAAUAUAAUGUAUAGUUGUAAGCGUGUAACGUUGUAAAUAUCCUGAUAUAAAUUAUUGUAUUUCAUAAUAAAAUUUAACG